This is a messenger RNA of Saimiri boliviensis boliviensis (Bolivian squirrel monkey), 862 nucleotides long. The record is from RefSeq and is a predicted model, not a curated record. NCBI's taxonomy places the organism in Eukaryota, Metazoa, Chordata, Mammalia, Primates, Cebidae.
UCCCUGGAGUCUGGGAAGACAGUGGGUGAGUAGAGAGUCCUGUCUAUCCUGAGAGGAGAACAUUCAGCCCAAAUUCCAGCCCCACUAUGCGCAGAUCAGAGCCAUUUCUAAAAAUGUCGCUGCUGAUUCUGCUUUUCCUGGGAUUGGCAGAAGCCUGUAUUCCUCGUGAAGUUGCAACUAAAGAAAAAAUCAACUUGCUCAAAGGGAUCGUAGGUCUGAUGAGCAGACUGUCACCAGAUGGUCUCAGACACAACCUAACUUCCCUCAAGAUGCCUCCCCUGGCGUCCCCACAAGAUAGGACAGAAGAAGAAAUAAAAAAGAUCCUAGGUUUGCUGAGCCUCCAAGUACUGCAUGAAGAAACAAGUGACUGCAAGGAGGAAGUUAAGCCUCUCGCAGCCACCACCCCAUCCAGGAAACCACCCCCUAAGAGGAGGAACAGAUGGAACUUCCUGAAAUGUGCCUACAUGGUGAUAACCUACCUCUUCGUGACCUACAACAAAGGGGACUGGUGUUACUGCCACUACUGUAACUUGGAACUGGACAUCAGGGAUGAUCCCUGCUGUUCUUUCUAGUGAGCCUGCUCCAUCUCAGCUGAGCCUUCACAAGGCCUCCAUCUCCCUGGCAUUCUUACCUCUGAAGAAAGUUCUCUGUGUGGAGUGUAAUGAACUGGGUCCUUUGAGGAACGGCACCUGGGUGCCCAGAGGCAUGGCUGGAAGGUCUCUGUGGGAGCCGUGCCUUGGGAGGAUGCACCCAGAGCGUCUGAGAGAGCAUCUGCAGGGGUUUCUCCUAAAAUCUCUCCUCCAGAUCAUUCUCAAACUUUCCCCACUACUUCCAUAAUAAAACAUAUACUUGUUGAAAUGGC